This is a messenger RNA of Colletotrichum navitas, 1770 nucleotides long. RefSeq names its product cytochrome P450. NCBI's taxonomy places the organism in Eukaryota, Fungi, Ascomycota, Sordariomycetes, Glomerellales, Glomerellaceae. The record is from RefSeq and is a predicted model, not a curated record. Gene Ontology annotation, molecular function: heme binding; oxidoreductase activity, acting on paired donors, with incorporation or reduction of molecular oxygen; monooxygenase activity. The coding region runs from base 68 to 1651 and encodes 527 amino acids. The transcript has 5 exons.
UGUGCAUAAUCCAACCCCAUUCUAUCUAUUAAGACGAGUACCAUCGCUUACUUCAAAAGCUUCCACAAUGGCACUAGGACCGUCAGCUUCUCCCUUGCCCGGAGACAGGGCACUCACCGCGGCAGACAGCUCAAGACCCUCCCCUGAGACUUGGAGCGUUCUCGCUGUCUUGCUUGCCACAGUUGUUGUGUACUGGAUCUGGAGCCACCACAAGCUCAAACUGCCGCCUCUGAUCAACCCGCCACGAUUGUUCGACCUGACGCGGACCGGCGUCAAGAAAGACUUCGUCCAGAAAAGCGGCGAGUUGAUCAAUAGAGGGUCUGAGAGGUUUGGGGACCAACCGUACAGCCUUAUGUCGGAUGUAGGAUGUACCAUAAUGCUGUCUCCAAAAUACGUCGACGAGAUCCGGAAUAACCCUGAUCUGAGCUUCAUAAAAAACACGGAACAUGACUUUCAUUCCUACCUCCCUGGCUUUGAGGCCUUUGGGGAAGGGCAGGCCAUCCAGAUCAUGACUAUAGUAGCUAAGAAGCAGCUCACUAAAACCCUAGCUAGGAUAACCAAGCCGCUCUCUGAUGAGACGGCUUCCUCCUUUCAGGCCACCCUGGGUGACUCUCCAGAAUGGCAUGAGGUCAACCUGGGACAGACCGUUAUGAGCGUUGUCUCCAGGCUGUCGUCCCGGGUCUUUCUCGGGGCAGAACUCUGCCGUAAUCAGGCUUGGCUGGAAAUCACCGUCAUGUAUGCUGUUGACGCCUUCAUGGCAAUCGAGAAGCUCCACAUCGUCCCUAAACGUCUCAGAAGCAUCGUCCACUGGUUCCUGCCGGAGUGUCAGCGCGUCCGCAGCCACGUCGCGAAAGCCCGGUCUAUCAUACAGCCCGUAAUCGACGCCCGAGCUCGCGAGAAGCGCGAGGCCGCUCUACAGGGCCGGCCGCUCCCAAUGUACGACGAUGCUAUCGAGUGGGGCGAGGAGGAGUCCCCAAGAUCAAAGUACGACCCAGCGAUUUACCAGCUCGCCCUGGCCAUUGCUGCUAUCCACACGACGACCGACCUCCUGACCCAGGUCAUCCUCAACAUCCUUAGUCAACCGGAGCUGAUCGCCGCCCUCCAGGUUGAGAUCAUCGAGGUACUCAGUAAGGAGGGAUGGGCCAAGACCUCAUUAUACAACCUAAAGCUUAUGGACAGCGUAAUAAAGGAGACGCAGAGGUUAAAGCCGAUUAAGCAAGUGUCCAUGCAACGCAUCGCAGAUGCCGACAUCCACCUGUCAGACGGAACUGUCAUCCCAAAGGGCGUAAAGUGUGCGGUUGCUAACACAACGCGGAAAGACCCUGCUAUCUACGAGAGGCCGCAUGAGUUUGACGGCUACCGCUUCCUCCGGAUGCGGAAGACACCGGGCAAGGAGCACCUGGCGCACUUUGUCACUACUGGGCCAGACUCUCUUGGCUUUGGCCACGGGCAGCACGCCUGCCCCGGGCGCUUCUUCGCCGCAAACGAGGUCAAGAUCGCCCUCUGCCACUUCCUCCUCAAGUACGACGUCGAGCUGGCCUCCGGGUCAGACACGUCGGUGCAGGUUUAUGGCUUCAACCUGUCCCCCAACCGGCAGGCGCAGAUUAGAGUAAGGCGUCGCAAAGAAGAGGUUGAUUUAGAUGGUCUGUGAGAGGUGUGACCUAUUGGGCGUGAGACGGUGUCCUUCUGUAGAUCACAGCUUCUGUCAUGGAAUAGCAGAUAUAAAAGCUACUUGAGGUACAGAUUCGUAAAAUAGGAGCUAUCUUAAGA